Oncorhynchus keta (chum salmon) is the source of this 3093-nucleotide messenger RNA. It is a transcript of the gene rflna, whose product is annotated as refilin A. Gene Ontology annotation, molecular function: filamin binding. Gene Ontology annotation, biological process: actin filament bundle organization; negative regulation of bone mineralization involved in bone maturation; skeletal system morphogenesis. Gene Ontology annotation, cellular component: actin filament bundle. The record is from RefSeq and is a predicted model, not a curated record. The transcript is spliced from 3 exons. The coding region runs from base 608 to 1267 and encodes 219 amino acids. Lineage: Eukaryota; Metazoa; Chordata; Actinopteri; Salmoniformes; Salmonidae.
CAUUGAAGAGGGACCUCUCCGAGAUCCGACUGUUCAGUUCAGCACAGAGCAGACAGUCGGCUUGUAGCUGCCAGAUAGGCUGCUGCGUUACAGUGGGAUAAAGUCAUAUUGUUUAAUAUGUCUUCCAUUGCUUUCUGGAACGUAUUUGAAUCCGGAAUGGACGAUAAAGUGACAAUAUAAUUUCUGGUUAGUUGUCAGGGAGUUUCUGGAAUUUUCUUUCAGUUUCUUACUUGUCAAUUCUUAAUUAUUUGAGAGUAUUUGUUUGGGAUGACAUACUGUUUACCGACCGUCUGAUGGAGAUAAAACUGUUAGGCUUUAAUAACAAAUCAAAGGUUUGUGAAGUAGGGCUAAAGCCUACAGGCACAGCGUACGAUUAGUAUGUGGCAAAUAGAAGUUAUGGUUUUAUAAUGUAAUGACAAUAUUCUAAUAUUAUUUUCAAAUGUGUUAUUUUAGAAAUCUGUUUUGAAUGAAGAAUUUGAACAGGGAUUGCCCAUCUCCGAAUGACGGGAUUUGUGCGCAUUUUGGGUUGCAGUCAUUCAAGAAAAUUGGUUGGCUCGUCAUCGCCUUGAGUGACUUUGCCUGGUUUUUGUUUUGAGCUCUACCAGAAAUGGUGGGGCACCUACAUUUACAAGCUAUGGAUGACAGUCUGGAAGGAAAGAAUCGGGAGGGACUGCUUGACAGUCCGGAUUCGGGACUCCCUCCGAGUCCAAGUCCGCCCUUCUAUUCGCUGUCCCCCGGUCUGCUCGAAUCGCGCUCCGGGAGUUGUACAACGCUAGUCGAGAACCAUGGAUACUAUAAAAAGGAAAGCAAAGAAGGCAAACUGCUGCCGUACCUUCUCCUGAACUCAACGGGGACGGACCUGAAGGCACGCAUGUACCCUGUGUUCUUUGGGGAGAGCAUCGAGGUCAACCCAAAACCUGAAACAGAGAUCAAGUGUAACUCUGAGGUGAAGUACGACUCAGACAAGCACUACCGGGACCAGGUGUACUGCGCUCCUGUUCCAACGGUGACGUCCUACAGCGAGACGGUCGUUGCCAUGCAGAACUGCACCUGGAGGAGUUACAAGUCACAGGUAUACCUAGAGCUGCGCCAGAGGCCCCUGCACUACCGGAGCACCACCAUUGUGUACCCCAAACACGCCAAGAACACUUACCGCACCACGCUCAACUACAACGCUACGGGCUCCCGACGCUGGUUUGUCUCCACCGUCCAGCUGGAGUCCAGUGAGGACAGCAGCCCCUGCAUCAUCUAUACAGAGGACCUCUAAACCUGAUGCCUGCCUGGCUAAUCCUACUGUUAUGGAAUGGACACACACACACACACAGUACAUAAUGUAUUAGGGGUACUGUAGGGGAAGUACAGCGAAUCACAUAGGCCUUUAAAGAGCUGCACUUCAUGGUUCAUUUUUUGUCUGAUUGAGUUGAGCCCUUCCAGUCUGUAGCCUCCUCUGAUAGCUGAGCAUGACGAAUUAAGGCUUGAUGGUAGCAUGUUACACAUCUUGUUGGACUGUCAAUAUGUAUUAUAGAAAUGACAUUCAUGAAUGCUCAAAAGGGAAAAAGUGCGAAUACACAGACAGACUCAUGAAAAGCAGACUCUGUGUAAAUGAUGUGGGUAUUCUGAAAAGAGGGGGAAACAGAAAUGCAAUACUUAGCAUUUGAAAGAUUGGACCAAAGAUUUUGUAUCAAAGGAGGUUUCACCCUAGUAGUGAGUUAUGUCUUUGUCUCAACCUCAUCGAACUGUCAGAAAGGACUCCUGCAUUAGAUCUACUUCACAACUGUGCAUUUUUCUUAUCACAUGUCUUGAGGGUGUCAUGAGCACAUCAUUUUCACCUCCAGUGAUGUUGAACUCCUCUCUGCGGCUCUGCUGUCUUGCUUUGACACCAAAACACAUCUUCAUGACAUAAACUCUAGAAUCGGCCUCACAAAGGUCUUCUAAAGAUAUCUAAAAAUAUCACAUUCUCUUAGCAUUUUCUACAACCAAUCAGAAACAGAGUCUUAGCAGGCACCAUAAACAGCCGGCAGACAGACAGUCAAGGUUUCUGUUAUAGAAUGCCUCUGUUGAAGGAGAUGCCAGUUGGAAUGGCCGAACUUGGAUCCAGAGAAGAGGAGGGAGAGCAGAGCUAACCAGUUAAUACUGUGACUAGCUGGGCAAACCUGAGGAACAUUUCUGUCUGUUUUUAGACAGCUCUAACCUUUGAUGUCCUGAUUGUUCGGCAGAAUGGUAAACACAACCAUACAAAUCCCAACAGCUACUCUCUCCAGCAGACUGUUGUAAUAUACUGGAUAAGGAAAUGGGUGGCUUGGAUUUAUAUACUGCUGUCAGGUGAUGUUGUAGGAAAAUAAUACAGAUGUAAUAUAGAUUAUUAAGAAUUGCCUGAUCUGGCUCACAACCUCUUUUUGUCUGACUUAUAUACAUAUGGAUUAUGGAACCUGGUAAAUGUUGAACUGUGUAUUAUGAAUUCAGAUGACUUACCUCAGGUAAAAAAAUAAAAAUUCUACUCUAUUUCAUUGAAAAUGUGUAUUACCUACUUUUAAUUGACAUAUUGAGCAAUUAAAAAAAAAAAAUGAAAGCUGUAGUUAAUGUAGGUGUUGAAAAUGUACAAAGAAAGGUGUGUUUUAUACACUCAAGAAUAUGGAAGGAAGAAAGUAAGGAGAGAAAGUGGAGAGAGGCUGUGCAGUUUUAUCAGUGGUUUUUGGAGGGUUUCUUGAGGGUUAAGAUGUUCUGAAUACUUCCAAUAGUGAGGGUUUGAACCAUAGGUAUUAUAGUGGCUUGCACAGAAAGAUAGUUCACUGGAAAGAUUGUUGUGGGUUUAUGUGAUGUGCAGAAGGUAUCUGACAAGUCAUUAUUGGUACGUUUGAGUUGAUGAAAAUCUAGGGAUCUGUUCUUUUUCUUCUUCUUAAAGUUAGUGUUCACUAACGGUUGAUUUUGUUCUUGUAAAAUACUUUCCUGUUGUAUAUGUGGUAUUGAGGCAUUCUCUUUAUAUUUUUGUAUAUUUUCUGUCAAUCAUAUUUUUUGUUUUGGACAAGAGAAAAUAAUUUAAAAAGACAAAAUGUAUAUCUUAAUUGAAUAAAAAACGAAAUUCCAAAACACAAA